GCAACUUCAUCUCCUUCACCCACUUCACCAGUCGUCUCCAAGAAAUAUCCAAACGAUAAACUAUUCUCUUCUCACGUUCCGAACCACCUCUCUCUCUCUCUCUGUAAACUCUCUUCCACUCUCUAAGGAGAAUAUGCUUCUUCUGCCGGCGCCGCUUCCGACUCGAUUCCCUUCGUAUCAUUUCUUAUCUCCGGUUCUCCGCGACCACCGCAUUCUCCAGCCACCACUCCUCGCCACCACCUCUGCUGCCGUCACCACCGCUUCUGGAGAAGCCACUCAGUUCUCCAAGCCACUCAACGAAUACGGCAGCAGCGGCGACCUUAAUUCUGUGCCGAACCGCCGCUACGACUUCACUCCACUGCUCCGGUUUCUGUCCAAUUCAGAAUCCGACUCUGAUUCCGGAGCCGAAGUCGAGUCUCCUCCUCCGACCUCUCUGGACUUCACUGAGUUCCAGCUCGUGGAGUCUUACCGAGCCGUGCCGGCUCCGCUGUGGCACUCGCUUCUUAAAUCGCUAUGCUCAGAUUCGUCCUCAAUUGGAACUGCGUAUUCCCUAGUUACAUGGCUUGAGAGGCACAACCUCUGUUUUUCUUACGAGUUGCUCUACUCGAUUCUUAUUCACGCUCUGGGACGCUCCGAGAAGCUUUACGAAGCGUUCUUGCUUUCUCAAAGACAAACCCUAACUCCAUUGACAUACAAUGCCCUAAUUGGGGCCUGUGCUCGUAACGAUGACCUCGAAAAAGCCCUAAAUUUGAUGUCUCGGAUGCGCCGUGAUGGUUACCCAUCCGAUUUCGUGAAUUACAGCUUCAUAAUUCAGUCGCUGACUCGUACUAACAAGAGUGAUUCUUCAAUGUUGCAGAAAAUUUAUGCGGAGAUUGAGUCAGAUAAGAUUGAGCUUGAUGGACAGCUCUUGAAUGAUAUAAUCGUGGGGUUUGCGAAAUCUGGUGAUGUGAACCGGGCAAUGUCCUUUCUGGCCAUGGUACAGGGCAAUGGGUUGAGCCCAAAAACUGCUACUCUUGUUGCAGUUAUAACUGCAUUGGGGAAUGCUGGUAGGACAGAGGAGGCGGAGGCUAUUUUUGAGGAGUUAAAAGAAGGUGGAUUGAUGCCAAGGACAAGGGCUUAUAAUGCUCUUCUCAAAGGGUACGUGAAAACAGGUUCUUUGAAAGAUGCUGAAUCCAUUGUGUCGGAGAUGGAGAGGAGUGGGUUUUCCCCAGAUGAGCACACUUAUAGUCUUCUUAUUGAUGCAUAUGCAAAUGCAGGUAGGUGGGAAAGCGCAAGAAUUGUGUUGAAGGAAAUGGAAGCAAGUGGUGUACGGCCUAAUUCUUAUGUUUUUAGCAGAAUUUUAGCAAGUUAUCGUGAUAGAGGAAAAUGGCAAAAAUCAUUUCAGGUUCUGAGGGAGAUGAGGAAUAGCGGGGUGUCCCCUGAUAGGCAUUUUUACAAUGUGAUGAUCGAUACGUUUGGCAAGUGUAAUUGUCUAGAUCACGCACUGGCCACAUUUGACCGGAUGAGAAUGGAGGGUGUACAGCCUGAUGCUGUCACAUGGAAUACGCUCAUAGAUUGUCACUGUAAGUCUGGGCACCACAAUAAAGCAGAAGAGUUGUUUGAGGCAAUGCAGGAAAGUGGGUGCUCUCCUUGCACUACAACAUAUAAUAUUAUGAUUAAUUCUUUUGGGGAGCAGGAGAGAUGGGAGGAUGUGAAGACCUUGUUGGGGAAGAUGCAGAGUCAGGGGUUGCUGGCCAAUGUUGUUACAUACACCACACUGGUUGAUAUUUAUGGACAAUCAGGGAGAUUUAAGGAUGCAAUAGAGUGCUUGGAGGUCAUGAAAUCUGUUGGGUUGAAGCCAUCCUCAACCAUGUAUAAUGCACUAAUUAAUGCAUAUGCACAAAGGGGUUUGUCUGAGCAAGCAAUAAAUGCAUUUAGGGUCAUGAGAGCAGAUGGUCUAAAGCCCAGUGUGUUGGUUCUCAACUCCUUAAUCAAUGCAUUUGGUGAGGAUAGAAGGGAUGCUGAAGCUUUUUCUGUGUUGCAGUACAUGAAGGAAAAUGACUUGAAGCCAGAUGUUGUUACAUAUACUACACUCAUGAAAGCUCUAAUUCGGGUUGAGAAGUUUGACAAGGUUCCAGCUGUGUAUGAAGAAAUGACUCUAUCUGGGUGUACUCCAGAUAGGAAAGCCAGAGCAAUGUUGCGGUCUGCUCUCAGAUACAUGGAGCGAACACUAAAAUCAUAGUUGACAAGCAGAGUCAAGUCAUCCAAUCAAAGCAAACCACAGGACUAAAAUUAAAUGCCAUGUUUGGUCUAGUCAAUGGUGGUCCAUUUGAGGAGUUGUUGUUGUAACUGAAGAAAGAAAAAUCCAAUUCCAAGAUCAACUAUGUUCAGAAUUCUGGAAACAGGGCAAGAAAAUACCGGAAACAGAAACACAUGGAAGGAUUUGAAGAUUGAAGAACCAAACACCAAACCCCCAUCUCAAUUUAGUAUGUAAUAUAAUUUUCCCACAUGCACCAAAGGAAAUAGACACAAUGCAGCUCAGGUGCAUGCCUGUGUCUUCUAUCAUAUUUGCAUCAAUCUCAAUCAUUACUGUAUCAUGUUGUGGAACAUCGACCAUGCACUCAUAUAUUCAUUAAUUUUAUUUCUUGGGUUGUUUUGUAAUGGAGAGAAUAUCAGAAAGGCCGGUGGCCUUGGACCUCUGCUGGACGAGUCAUACACAUGAGUAAUAUAAUUUAUUCAUUGUUGUUGGUAGGGAA
Vitis riparia (riverbank grape) is the source of this 2735-nucleotide messenger RNA. RefSeq names its product pentatricopeptide repeat-containing protein At5g42310, chloroplastic. The record is from RefSeq and is a predicted model, not a curated record. Gene Ontology annotation, molecular function: protein binding. The coding region runs from base 134 to 2221 and encodes 695 amino acids. The transcript has 5 exons. Lineage: Eukaryota; Viridiplantae; Streptophyta; Magnoliopsida; Vitales; Vitaceae.